Molecule: messenger RNA, 1338 nt
Organism: Maniola jurtina (meadow brown)
Lineage: Eukaryota; Metazoa; Arthropoda; Insecta; Lepidoptera; Nymphalidae
Product: protein ALP1-like
Exons: 2
Coding region: 126-1295 (389 amino acids)
Source: RefSeq, a predicted model, not a curated record
UGUGCGUCCACAGUGAAUGCGCGGUGACUAGGGCCUGUGGCGGGUGCGACGGCGGGGGCGUUGCGGUGGCCACAGUGACGUGCGAGCUGUUGUAGCGAUCAGACGUAUUUCAGGUGUUGCAAACCAUGGACGAGGAUUUGGUAUUUUUACUAGAGAGUCCGAUCUUGAGAUGGGAAGUAUUGAACACAAGAGAUGGUGUACACGAAAUAAAUAAAAACAGAGAAUUAAAUGGGGAAUUUUUUAAUUUGUUCGAAAAAUUGAGAUUGUACCCCACAAAAUUCUUCGAGUACACUCGAAUGUCAAUCUCAACAUUUGACUACAUCUUGAGUAAAAUAGCACCUAAAAUCACGAAAGAAGAUACAAACUUUCGCAAAAGUAUUAGUCCUGCGGAGAAAUUGUUUUUAACUCUAAGGUUUUUGUCAACAGGAACAGGGUUUAGAGCAUUGGCUUAUAGUUUUCGCAUGGGAAAAAGCACCAUUGCGUCCAUCGUUCACGAAACUUGCCGUGUUUUAUGGACUGAGUUAGUUCCUCUACAUAUGCCGAUACCAACAGAACAACGUCUGAAAACUAUCGCCGAAGAUUUUGAAGCCACCUGGAACUUCCCACACUGCAUUGGAGCAAUUGAUGGGAAACAUUGCGAAAUAAAAAAACCACCAAAAUCAGGUUCAGCACAUUGGUGCUAUAAAAAAAGAAAUAGCAUCGUCAUGCAAGCUGUGGCUGAUGCAAAAAGGAAAUUUGUUGCAAUCGAAGUAGGCGGUCGAGGCAAGCAAAGUGAUGGUGGUACUUUUAUUGCAUCAACACUGUAUAAGCUUAUAGAAAAAAAAAAAUACAAAAUUCCUAUGCCAGAGAGACUUUCAAAUUCUGACGUCAUUGCACCCUACGUCCUAGUGGGUGAUGAAGCAUAUCCGUUAAAACAUUAUUUAAUGCGUCCUUAUCCCGAGAGGGUACUCAAUAAUGAGAGAAAAUGUUUUAACAUCAGAUUAUCUACAGCUAGGCAAACAAUCGAAUGCGCAUUUGGUAUUUUAACAUGUAAAUGGAGAAUACUACUGAAACCUAUCGAAACUAACAGAAAGAAUGCCUUGUCUAUAAUAAAAGCUGCGUGCAUACUGCAUAAUGUCAUCAUGGAUUUUAACAGUGAUUGUGAUCUGGAUGUCCAAAGUGUGCUAUCUAACCCACCAAUAUAUGAAAAUCAUCACAGAAACCUCGGAGUAAAUAAUAAUAAUCCAUCACGAAGAGCCAAAAAUGUUCGUAUAAAAUUCACAAACUAUUUCUGGGAACAAUAUCAAAGAUUGUAAUUAUUUAGGUAUAAGUAUAUUAAAUUUACCUUCACUUCCAGGA